This is a messenger RNA of Prunus avium (sweet cherry), 3144 nucleotides long. Its product is annotated as protein NETWORKED 2A-like. Lineage: Eukaryota; Viridiplantae; Streptophyta; Magnoliopsida; Rosales; Rosaceae. The record is from RefSeq and is a predicted model, not a curated record. Gene Ontology annotation, molecular function: actin binding.
AUGUUGCAGAGAGCAGCAAGCAAUGCAUAUUCAUGGUGGUGGGCCAGCCACAUCAGGACAAAGCAGUCAAAAUGGCUGGAACAGAACCUUCAAGAUAUGGAGGAGAAAGUUCAUAGUACACUUAAAAUCAUUGAUGAUGAUGGGGACUCCUUUGCACAGAGGGCAGAAAUGUAUUACAGGAAGAGGCCAGAGCUAGUGGUCUAUGUUGAAGAAUCGUUCCGGGCAUACCGGGCUUUAGCAGAGAGAUAUGAUCACUUGUCAAGAGAUCUGCAGAGUGCCAACCGUACGAUUGCCACAGUUUUCCCGGAGAGAGUUCAGUAUGCAAUGGAGGAUGAGGAUGAGGAAACUGCUUCUCAAUCAUCGACUUCUUCCGAUGAUCCCAACAAAGCCUCCACAGAUGAAUCCAAACAAAGCAUCCCAAAAGUUCCCAAGUUACCAAAUAAAGAUUUCAGGAGCAAAUCCAUGUUAAGGAGGGGGCCGCUUAAGAGAAAUACAAGCUGUUUUAAAGCUACCAUAACUCCAAGGUCAGGGCUGACCAAAGAUGAGGCACUGGAAGAAAUUGAUAAGCUUCAGAAAGAUAUUUUGGCCCUACAAACUGAAAAGGAAUUUGUAAAGAUCUUGUAUGAACGCGGAUAUGACAGGUACUGGGAGUUUGAAAACGAGAUUACUGGUAAGCAAAAAAGAGUUUGCAGCUUACAAGAUGAGUAUGGUAUUGGCACCGUCAUCGAAGAUAACGAAGCUCGAACUUUGAUGGCUGCCACAGCUUUGAAAUCAUGCAAAGACAGCUUGACUAAGUUACAGGAAAAGAAAGAUGAAUCAGAAGAAGAGGCAAGAGUUGAGUGCCUAAGGGUUAGGGAAGCCUGCAUGAAGUUUGAAGGCCUCAAAGAUGAAUUUCGUUCGAAAGACGCAGACUGGUGUGAUCCAACUGAGGAGGAUGAGGCUGAGAACAUUGAUUUAGAAACAAGAAACGUAGACCAAGAAAGACAUGAUCAGGAAUUGUUGCGGUCUAAGAUUUUGGAACAGCUGGAUACAAGUUCAAACACCUCUAUCACUAUUACAGAACUGGCAGAGAAAAUUGAUGGACUUGUAAACAAGGUUGUGAGUCUAGAAACUGCAGUCUCAUCUCAGAAUGCUCUAGUAAAUAGAUUUAAAUCAGAAACAGAUGAACUUCAGGCACAUAUUCGGAGCUUGGAAGAGGAAAAGGAGAUUCUGAUGAAAAACUCGGACAGUAUGAGGAAAAGGAUAAAGGAGUUGGAGGAGGAGUUGCGUAGAAUUAAAAAUUUAAAAAGAAGUGUAGAAGACCAAAAUAACAACCUCCAAGCGCAUUUUACAGAAGCUAAUUGUAAUCUUGAUCAUCUCUCUGGAAAAUUGCAUAGUGUGAAGCAUGAAGAGGAGGAUGAGAACGCAGGACUAUUCCAGGAAGUGAGAGCACUUGAUGCCAAACCAGAAAAGGAGAUUAAAGUGGAUUCAGAUAAGUCGGCUCCCGAUGAAGAUUCAGCGGUCUUGGAAGACAAAAUGACAGAAGAUGAAAUUAAGAAAGUGGAUGUUACAAUUCUCAAAAAUUCCGUCAAGGGUGAAGAAGAAAACCAAUCUGAUCCAAGCAAUAGCCUUGGUUUGAUGACUGAAAAGCCUCAGGAGCCAAUGCAGCAGGAACAGGUUGAGAAUCAGGAUUUGUCUGAGACAGUAGACAGUAAUCUUGAAGUUGAGCCACAGGAACUGGAACUUGCAAAUGAAGGAGAUCAACCAAACUGGAGGCAACUAUUCUUAAAAGGGUUAGAGGAUAGAGAAAAGGUUCUGCUGGAGGAGUAUACUUCAAUUCUCCGGGAUUAUAAGGAUGCAAGGAAGAAGCUGGGAGAAGUGGAGAAGAAAAACCGGGAUAACAUCUUCGAUUUGGCAAUGGAGAUAAGGGAAUUGAGGAGUGUUGUUUCUUCAAAGGACAAGGAGAUUAAACUUUUGAAGCAAAAACUGGGAUCCCCAGAGACAAAUCUGGAUGAUAGUCCUAAAACCUGUUCGACAGUAUAUAAGUAUCCAAAUCAGGAAGGCUCCCUCGAGAGCCCAACUCAAGUAGCUGCAUCACCGUACUCUCCAGUUCCAUCUCUAAAUUUCGAUAAAGAAAUAGCUGCCAGUUAUCUUGGUGAACAAGCAACAGAGAGAUUUGAGGACUCAUCAGAAAACUUGAAAGUCUCACCUAGAAAGGAGGAAGAAAAAGCAACGAGGAAAAGGCAUGUUGUUAGACCCCAUUCUGUUUCAGCUAUUGAAGGAAGAUUCCGUUCAGACAUUGAUGAGCUGCUGGAGGAGAACUUAGAAUUCUGGUUGAGGUUUAGUACCUCAGUUCAUCAGAUACAAAAAUUCCAGACUUCGAUACAGGAUUUACAGUCAGAGUUGUUCAAACUAAAGAAUAAAAAGAAGCAUGAAGGAGGGUCUAAACCGCAGUCUCUACAAUCAGAUGGUAGGCCAAUAUACAGACACCUGAGAGAGAUACAAACUGAACUGUCCUUAUGGUUGGAACACAAUGCAGUACUUAAAGAUGACUUGCAAGGUAGAUUCUCAUCUUUGUGCCACAUUCAAGAUGAGAUAUCAAGACUCUCCAAUUUAGGUUCAGAAGGAGAGAAGAUGGAGCUUAUAAGCAAAUAUCAGGCCGCAAAGUUUCAAGGCGAGGUUCUCAACAUGAAGCAAGAGAAUAACAAGGUCAAAGAUGAAUUGAAGGCAGGUCUUAACCGUGUUAGAGAACUGAAGUUUGAGGUCGAGAAGACGCUAACAAGACUUGAUGAAGAACUUGGCAUUUCUGUGGCAUCAAAGAGCAUUGAACCGAAACGCUCAACUAGUAAGGCUCGAAUUCCCUUGCGGUCUUUCUUGUUUGGGGUUAAGUUGAGAAGGCAAAAGCCAUCAAUCUUCUCAUGUGCCAGCCCAGCAUUACAGAAACAACACAGCGAUCUAGCAGCAGCUGCACCACCACCAGAACAACCAAUGUAGAUGAUCAGUUAUAUUCUACUUUUAUGUUUUUAGUUUUAAAAUUCAUUGAGGGAUCAAUCUUCUAUGUUAGUCAUGCAUAGUACUUUUGCAGACAGGAACCAGAGACAGGUUAAUGCUGUAGUAUUGUAUUCUUUUUUUAUUUCAUUAUCUUGUAUGAUAUUAUUCAGGAUC